CCUCUUCAUCCACGUCGAUUAGUUCUUUCAAACUGAAUUGGAAUCCCAUGACCUUGCAGACAACAACCCGUGUCUCUUUGUUCUCUGCCUCUCUAUCUUCAUCAGCAACACAUUUAAAUGUCCAUGAGACAACAACCCGUGUCUCUUUGUUCUCUGCCUCUCUAUCUUCAUCAGCAACACAUUUAAAUGUCCAUGAGCCUAACAGGUAAAAUUGUUCAUGUCUGAGGAUUACCCAUCAAAAGUUGGCCAGAAAUCACAAGAUCAUCGUCAAGCAAAGACAACUUCAGUGUUACAUUCAAGUGCUAAUGAACCUGAUGAUUUACCCCUUGGGUUUGAAAGCAGUCAUUUCCUGAACCAAUCAAAGUUCAAAUUUUCCCAUAUUUCCCAGAUGAAAUGGGAAUGCCCUCCCCCGGUUAUUCUCAAUUCUGGUUGGCUUGUUGCGGCUGGUGAAGAAAGUAGGGAGAGAGAGGUUCAGAAGCUGAGAGAAAAGAGAGUGCUUGAAGCAGUUUAUCCCCGUACUUCUGCCAUUCCUCCUAGCCCUUCUGUUUUUUGGAAUGUAGAAGAGGAAGAAUAUGAUGAUAACCUUACUCCUCUCAUCCCUAUGAUUCCCAUUGAGGAGCGAGAGUCUUUGGAGAUUUCGCCCGAAUUGGCAGUAGCAGCUAACCCUGCCCCCAAUUUGCAGUCACAGAACUUGCAGCAAUAUAUGUUGGCUAUAACCCCCAUCAAUUCAGACUGUAAUGCCUCCUGUACUGUUUCCUCGGAUGCCUGUGCAGUGCCCUUAUCUGGGAUAUCUCCUGACUUAGCAGCAGCCUCUGCUGUUGUAGCAGCCAUCAAUGAGCAAGGAAGCUUGAUUGACAUGGAUCUACUCGUUAAAAUACUUAAUGACCCAAAAUUGAUUGAGAAACUGAUUAAUGAACAAAGAACUGCACCCACCACUAUAAGUGCGUCCUCAAAUAAUAGGGGUAUACCCACUUCUGGAUUGAAACCUGCUAUUCCAUCAGUUCCGUUGUCUACUUCUGCACGUGAUGCGGCAACUUCUAGGAUUACUCCCACAAGUACAGUGGUUUUAUUACCUUCUGGGUUGAAGCCUGCAACUCCAUCAGUUUCAUUGUUGAAUCCCUCACCUGAUAAGCCAGCAACUCUGUCAGUGUUAGCAAUUCCAUCAGGGUCACUGUUGUCGGCUACAAAUGAUAAGCCUGCGAUUGCAUCAGUUCCAUUGUCUAGGCCUUUUCCUGGUAAACCCUCAAUUCCAUCAGGGUCACUGUUGUCGGCUAUAUAUGAUAAGCCAACGACUGCAUCAGUUCCAUUGUCCAGGCCUGUUCCUGGUAAACCAGCAUUGCCACCAGUUUCAAAGUUGUCGGCUAUGCAUGAUAAGCCAACAACCGCAUCAGUUCCAUUGUCUAGGCUUGUUUCUGGUAAACCAGCAAUUCCAUCACUGAGGGCUACACAUGAUAAGCCAGCAACUGCAUCAGUUCCAUUGUCUAGGCCUGUGCCAGGUAAACCAGUAACUCCAGUUUCUUUCCCUACACCUCCACCUGCACCUCAUAUGCACAGGCCUGUCAACCGAAACAUUCAUCAUAUUUCAAAUGGAAUGCCACCUGCUUUAAAUAAGCAACCUCCUCAACAAGAUGCAGUUCUGGCAUCUGGGGUAAAGCGAGCUGCAUCAUUGGCUUCAAUAUCUUCUAGUGAAUUAAGCUCGAUUCCAUUGCCUUAUACUAAUGGGAACUUGCAUUCAGUUUUUAAUCAGGCGCAAUUCUCAGCUAGUAUAACUCCUUAUCCACUAAGUACAGGUUCAGCAUUUCGGGUAAAGGAUGUCAACUAUUAUAAAAACCUCAUUAGGCGACAUGGUGCUGCAGAUAAGCAAGAUAUGCAGAACUCACAAAUAGGUAACCAUCAUAGUAAUUUCCAAGAUUUGAAAUUGGAACAUAACAUUAAACAAGGUGAAGCCAAACUCAAAAUCCAGAAACCAUGCAUAUACUUUAAUAGCUCAAGAGGGUGCCGAAAUGGUUCCAAUUGCCUCUAUCAGCAUGAUUUAUGAGUUCAGUUGGGAGCUGGUAACGUCCUAGGGGCCCAGAAUGCAAAGAGAGUGAAAUUAGGACCAGAAAUUUAAGGGAGAACAUAAUCUUAAGCGGCAUAUUCCAAAGGUAAAAACUUUAAAGCUUCUUUUUUGUUUCACCCUGUACAGAUACAGAAGGGGAUGGAAGGAAGGAGUGAGAGGAAGAAAAUACAUUGAUUUUAUAGGAGGAUUACAAAGUUUUCUGGUUGUUCUUGGUGUUGGUCGUCGGAUUUUGAUUUGAAGUAGUUCUAGUAGAAUUGGGUCGUGGACUGGGUUUAUUGGUUUGAAAAAUAGAAAAGCAUCCGUUUAUAAUUUUUUUUUUUACAAAUUAUACUAAGUAUGACUGGUUAUGAACUUUUGAUUGAAGUAUGACUGGUCAUAUUUAGUAUAAUUUGUAAACAAAAAGUUUG
Messenger RNA from Gastrolobium bilobum, 2466 nucleotides. Its product is annotated as zinc finger CCCH domain-containing protein 6-like. Lineage: Eukaryota; Viridiplantae; Streptophyta; Magnoliopsida; Fabales; Fabaceae. The coding region runs from base 218 to 2038 and encodes 606 amino acids. The transcript is spliced from 5 exons. The record is from RefSeq and is a predicted model, not a curated record. Gene Ontology annotation, molecular function: metal ion binding.